This is a messenger RNA of Aphidius gifuensis, 1461 nucleotides long. RefSeq names its product G-patch domain and KOW motifs-containing protein. Gene Ontology annotation, cellular component: spliceosomal complex. Lineage: Eukaryota; Metazoa; Arthropoda; Insecta; Hymenoptera; Braconidae. The transcript has 4 exons. Bases 175 to 1458 code for a protein of 427 amino acids. The record is from RefSeq and is a predicted model, not a curated record. Gene Ontology annotation, biological process: mRNA splicing, via spliceosome.
UAUUGACAUACAAACAUUGUUGUUGUACGUAUGUUAGACGUUUGUUUAUAAUAACACAGAAAUUAUUAAACUUAAAAAUUUGUUAAUAGUAUGAUUAAAUAAUUAUUAAUAUUUUAAGAUAAAAGAAUUGCAUGUUAUUUUUUUAAAAUACAUUAUUUUUAAAUAAAUUGUAAAAUGGCACAAGAAGGAAAGAAAAUAUCAUUUGGUUUUUCAAAGUCAUUAAAAAAAGCACCUUUAAAAAGUACAGUAGUACAACAAAGUGAAAAAAUAGAUUUUAUUAAAUGUCUUGAUGAUCAAUCAAUUAAAGUUAUUGGUGGUGGUGAAGAAGAAAAAAAAAACAAUGUCUUGGUGAUACCUAUGAAAGGUGGUAAAACUUGGCAUGAUAGAGUACUAAAUAAAGUUGAUGCUGACAUUUACGAGCCAAAAGACAAAAAAAACACAUCCAAAAGAAAAAUAAAUAUUAAAAAAGAGCCAAUUGAUCAUUCUGAAAAUCAAAAUGGUAAUGCAUCUGUUAAUGACACUCCCAUUGAUGUAUCAAAAAUUAAACAAGAAACAGAAAAUAAACCUCUGUCUCUGGAUGAAAUGGCUGCACAAGAAAUCCUUCUAGAUUCAACAAAAGAACCUGGACAAAAUGAAAUUAAAAAAGAUUUUACAGUGCCAAUAAAUGAUCAAGCUGAUUUAGUUGGUGCAAAGGAGUCAACCCUGGAUGAUUAUGAAAAUAUACCAAUUGAACAAUAUGGACUUGCAUUAUUGCGUGGUAUGGGUUUUGAUGAAGCCAAACAUAAAGACACAAUAAUAAUAAAUCCUGAAGACUUGUUACGACCCAAAGGAAUGGGUCUUGGUGCUGAUAAAUACUUAAAAAUGAAUGACUUUAAAUAUACAAAACCUAAAACAAAAGAAGAAGAAGAAUUAAAAUUAAUUGUUGGUGCUUAUGUUAAAAUAUUAGCUGGUAAAUAUAAUCAUUAUUAUGGACAACUUGAAGGUUUUGAUGAAGAUGCAGGAAGAAUAAUUGUUAAACUUGGACUUACUGGAAAUUCAGUGUCUCUUAUUGCUAGUAUUGUUGUACCAGUUACAAGAACUGAAUAUAAUAAAAAUGCAAAAGUCUUGAAUGCGUCACAAUAUGAAGAGCACAAAAAUAAAUUAUUAAAGGAAGAGUCAACAAAAAAAAAUGAUAAUACUUCGAGAAUUGAUUUAAAUAAAAAAUCUAAAAAAUAUGAUGAUGAUAGCAGUGGAUCAGAUAGAAAAAGUAGAAGAAGAAAAUCAUCAACAGACAGUGAAGAUAAUUACAGAGAAAAAAAAUCAAAGAAAAAAAGUAAACAUCAUGAUAGAGAUUCAUCAAAACAUUCAAGUAAAAAGAGUAAAAAAAAAGAUCGUGAAAGAACAAGAGACAGAAGAGAUCGUUCUGAAUCACCAGAAAAAAAAAAACAUAGUAGAAAACAUAAACGAUCAAGAUCUUGAAUU